Gadus morhua (Atlantic cod) is the source of this 2614-nucleotide messenger RNA. Its product is annotated as pannexin-3. The transcript is spliced from 5 exons. Gene Ontology annotation, molecular function: wide pore channel activity. NCBI's taxonomy places the organism in Eukaryota, Metazoa, Chordata, Actinopteri, Gadiformes, Gadidae. The record is from RefSeq and is a predicted model, not a curated record. Gene Ontology annotation, cellular component: plasma membrane. Bases 168 to 1553 code for a protein of 461 amino acids. Gene Ontology annotation, biological process: cell-cell signaling; monoatomic cation transport; positive regulation of interleukin-1 production.
CACCAUCCUCCCAUGGAUACUUAAAGCGCUGGCCAACGCCUGGCGGGGCCUUAGGAAGAACGCACUGGGAAGAGAGAAGGGAAGAUCCACGUAGGUUUUUACUGAGCAGCCACGAGAUAAUCUGGUUUAGAGAACCCCCUGCCCCCCCCCCUCCAUCCGACACCACCAUGGCCAUCGCCAGAGAGGCCGCCAGGGCCAUGCUGUCGGACGCCCUGCUGCAGCAGGGCUACGGCACGGGGCGCCUGGCCCAGCUGGAGCUGGAGCUGCCCCUGGAUAAGGUCAUCAAGUUUGUCUCCGUGGGCCUGCCGCUGCUGCUGGUGUCCAUGGCCUUCGCCCGCGAGGUCUCCCUCGGGCCGCAGAUCAGCUGUUUCCCGCCAAGCAACUUCACGGACAAGCAGGCGGGCUACGUGGACACCUACUGCUGGGACACGCUCAUGCACCACGAGUUCGACAGCCAGGGGAACUUUGAGGAGCGUUCUCUCUGGGUGCACAAAAUGUUCCCCUACUCCCUGCUGGCCAUGGCGGUGCUCAUGUACCUCCCCGCCCUGAUCUGGCGGCAGCUGGUCAUGCCUAUCCUGGGUUCGGACCUGCUCUUCAUCAUCGACGAGCUGGACAACUCCUACAACCGCUCGGUGCGCAUGGCCCAGAGCAUCCUGGACAUGAGGCAGAACACCAAGAACCCGCUCACCUUUCAGGCCGAGCUGGACAGAGCCAAGAGGAAGCGGUACUUUGAGUACCCUCUGCUGGAGCGCUACAUGCAGAGCAAGCAGAACUCCUACUUCCUGGUCAGCAUGCUGUUCCUGCGCGGCUUCCUGCUGCUCAUCUUCAUGACGGCCGCCUGCCUCUACCUGGCCUACUUCCACCUCUCGGCCUUCCUUCAGGACGAGUUCAGCUGCUUUGUGCGCACCGGCGCGCUGCGCGACCAGAGCUGGGUGCCCGAGAUGGUGCAGUGCAAGAUGACGGGCCAGCUGGUCUUCCAGGUCAUCAGCGUGGCCAACGGCGCCAUCUACGUGCUGCUGGGGCCCAUAGUGCUCUUCAGCCUGGUGCGCCUCUUCGUCUGGGACACCACCUUCCUGUCUGUGUAUGAGGUGCUGCCCGCGCUGGGCCUGAUCGCCAACCGCAAGCUGGGCUGCCCGCUGAACGACCUCAACGUGCUGCUGCUGUUCCUCCGGGCCAACGUGGGCCAGCUUCGGUCCUUCGGCAAGGUGCGAGCACUGUGCUCGCUGGCGCCCCCGCAGGUGGGCACCGCCACGGCGGACCAGGGCCUGGGCGCCAUGCUGACCCAGGAGGAGCUGGAGGAGCGCGAGGAGGCUGCGCUGGAGCUGAGGGAGGAGGUGGACGAGGCCCGGGAAGAGGGCCGGCUCAACCUGGUGGACAUCAUGACGGUUCUGGGGGCGGCGCAGGGGAAGGUGGUCAACUGCGGAGAACAGAGGCCUCUGGUGGAGGAGAAUAUGACCCUGGGUACCGUAACUCUUAUCUACACUCUCAAGCGCAUUCUGCUAGUGGCCAUAUUCAUCUACAUCGUUUGGGAUGUCCUGAAAUGGAUUAAGUGAGCCUCCUCUUGACAGGCAGUAAAAUACAUGAGAAGUGGGCUCUUUGGCCAACCAUGAAGAGCUUUCUUAUCUCGCGUGCUAGCCUACCGCAGAGCUGGCCCUCCUGUCAUCAUACUGCUAAAGCGUCACAGGCAAUACAGUAAUGUUUUUUUGCGCACGUCCGCUAUUUUUUGUGGUUGUGUGUUGCUCCUAAUUGGUUGUUUUUCUUUUCCUUUCCUGCUGCCUAAUCAAAGCGAACAGCCGGUUUUCUAAAAUAGUCUCUUUGAAAGCAACCAAAUAACAUAUAGGGGAAUACAUUGAUUUUAUUUUUCUUCUUCUAGUACUUCCCAGCCCUAACUACCCUCUCUGUCUCUUCACAGAGCCUAACCACCAGGGGUACCAUGAGUUGAAGGAGACUACACCAUUUAGUCAUAUUUAGGCCACCCAUGGCCUGAAUCAAUGCAAUAGUACUCUAGUCAAAAGAUGUGGGGAAGCAAAUCCAUGCUUUUCAUUUUUAUCUUUUUGUAUUGGGUUGUACCAAACCAACCGAAAUCAAAGAGCCUUUUUUAGAACGACAUGGCAAACGCUUUGUGGAAGAGGUAUGCUCAUUUGGAUGGGGUUUGGAUGAUUGUCAAUCACACGCCAAAUUCCAAUCAAUCUCAAAUGGGUACGUUAUAGUCUGCUACUUUCUACUAUGUGUUUUUAAGACAAAUAUAUUGAUAAAAACCGACUCUGGAGUCGUAUAUAUUAACUUUCCAAUCGUUAAUUAUUGUUUAGUUGUAAAAAAAAAAUGCAAUUAUUAAUACAUUUUCCAUGAAGAAGAAAAUGUUCAGACAAUUCACGCAUACACAUAUUUAAGAAAAACAUAGGUCAGGUCAAACCAACUCUGAACUGUAGACUUGGAUCUGAACUUAUCUCUUACUGUAAUUUUUGUCAUACUGGUUUAAAACAUGUUUUAUUGUACCUCUAUUUCACUAUUAUUUGUAAUACUUCACAUGGCCUCAUGUUACUAAGGUCUUUAAUUUAUGAAUGAAUAUCACAUGAAUAUCAUAUGUCAUAUGAAUAAAGGAGUAUCACUUGCA